Messenger RNA from Oryzias latipes (Japanese medaka), 3398 nucleotides. It is a transcript of the gene otop1, whose product is annotated as otopetrin 1. The record is from RefSeq and is a predicted model, not a curated record. Gene Ontology annotation, molecular function: proton channel activity. Gene Ontology annotation, biological process: proton transmembrane transport; inner ear morphogenesis. NCBI's taxonomy places the organism in Eukaryota, Metazoa, Chordata, Actinopteri, Beloniformes, Adrianichthyidae. Gene Ontology annotation, cellular component: membrane.
CCCCCCUAUGUUUUAUCUCACUCAGGGGUGAACCUUAACUCUCGAUAACAGGCUGAAAACGAUCUCAGCAAACCCUCUCGGAGCGCAUGGAGGGGUAAGGUUGAGCGCCGUUGCUGUUGUUGUGGAUAUUCCUCGCUUUGAGAUCCCGUUCGUUUCCAGGGUGACUGGCUGGCACAAUCAAAGCCCCACCAAUUUCUCUUUUACGCAUGUUAACUCAAAGAGGGCGGAGGCCUGGGAUCACAGACGUGUGAAACGCGAUCGUGUUCCCUCCCUGUGACUCAGCUCGACCAGAUAUUUCAGUUCCAUGGAUACAGGUGAACGUUGGCAUGCGUCAAGCCCAUCCGCAGCGGGACUGGAACUCUAAAACUCUGCAGAGCCACUGAGCCAGAUCCUGAAGAUUAAAUUCAUGUUUGGCACACUACCUGUCCGUCUGAAUCACCACCUUAUACCAGGUUACGGAAUUAACAUUCCUCAAAUGCACUUAUAGCGCACCGCGUUGACUUGUUUCGCAGCUUUGCAAUUACUGCCAAGAAGAGCGCAGAAUGGAAGGAGACGGCGGCCUGGACGUUAGCUGUCUGAACAAGUACUGCAACAGCUCCUCGUCCUCCUCAUCCAGUUCGGAGCAAGACAGAAAGAUUUUUAUGAAACUGAAGCUCAACUUGUCCGGGGAUUAUCCGAGAAAGAACGCAGAGUUUCUCAGCGGGCAGUAUGGGAUCAAUUUGUUUCUGAUCGGGGUGGCUGUGAUGCUGGCCGUUGCGGGUGAUAAGCCCUCUGUGGAGGAGUCACACCUGCUGGCCUUCGUCACCUGCCUGAUGGUUCUCCAGCUGAUCUGGAUGAUGUGGUACAUCCUGCUCCGAGAAAGGCGCAAGAACACCCGAACUGAGAGGGAUGUCAACGCUACCACUUCUUGGAUAAGAGGUGCUUUGACUGUUCUCGCAGUCCUCUCACUUGUCAUGGACUCCUUCAGAAUCGGGUAUUUUGUGGGCUUCUCGUCUUGUUUGUCGGCUGCUUACGCGAUAUAUCCUGUCGUCCACGCAACCCACACCAUAGCACAGGUACAUUUUCUCUGGUUUCACAUCAAGGAUGUUGUUAAAAGUUUGGAAACAUUUGAAAGAUUUGGCGUAAUCCAUGCAGUUUUUACUAACGUCCUGUUGUGGUGCAACGGGGUGAUGUCUGAGGCAGAGCACUUCAUGAAAAACCACGUCAGACGACUUUCCUCCCUGGAUUCUGAAAAUAUCACCAUAGUGUCCUCAGAGCCGGAGUGUAACAGCAGCACAACCUCAAGCACAAGCUCCCUCUUCUCCAGGGGCCUCGUCUAUCUCUUCCCCUUCAACAUUGAGUACCACAUCUUUGUCUCCGUUUUGCUUUUCGUCAUGUGGAAGAACAUCGGACGCACUAUUUCUUCAAACAAGAAAAGUUUGGUUACGAAAACCCAGGGCUUGACCUUAGGACCCAUUUUGGGUCUUCUUACAGUGGCCAGCACAAUUGCAGUGUUGGUGGUCUACAUUACCCGAAUAGAAGGGGUCCUUGAGAUGCGCCAGUCAGCUGUUUCUAUGUUCUACAUUUAUGGGAUUGUCAUGUUGGCAGUUAUGUGUUUUUCUUGUGCUUCAGGUCUGCUCAUAUACCGAGCAGACCACAUGCCUCUGGACACCUCCAAAAACACUUCCAGACAGCUGGACACGGAGCUGCUCUUUGGAUCCUCUUUAGGCUCCUGGUUCCUGUCCUGGUGCAGCGUUGUAGCUGUGUUAUGCACUGACAGCAAGGUUUCUUAUCGCUGGACCAACUUAGUCUACUCCAUAUUCAUUGUGUUGGAAAAGUAUCUCCAGAACCUCUUUAUUAUUGAGUCUCUUUAUCGCAAGCAAGAGCGAGUUGAGAGGUCUGACCCAGAGCUGCCGGCUGUGUCGGAAAUUUUCUCAGUGACUUCCUCCAUGGCUCCACCGUUCAGCGGUAUCAUCAAUCGAGCUUACGAGACUCCAGACAAGACCCCGGAGAUGGAGCAGGAGGAGAGUAGAGAGAUGUACAGAUGUGAAGAGCAGCCAGAGGAGCCACUGAACAUGAAGAGGCUGAUUCUGAAGAACAUUGCUGUUUUUCUGAUAAUGUGCAACAUUUCGCUGUGGCUCCUCCCUGCAUUUGGCUGCAGACCACAGUACGACAAUGGGUUGGAGCAGGACAUUUAUGGCUUCUCUGCGUGGACCACGGUUCUCAAUUUUGCUAUUCCUUUGAACCUUUUCUACCGCAUGCACUCCGUUGCCUCCCUCUUUGAGGUGUUCCGCCGAGUUUGACGGAACCGACGGACACGGGUCACGCACAUGGGAACACCUUAGCAGCUCUGGAGGCGUCUCACAGCACAGGUCGGCCCAGUCUGUGACAGACUUUUUGCAGCGGGCAACACAGACAAACACAAUGCUCCUUGCUGUAGAGACACCAUGAAAAAGAUGAACCUUUUACCCUGCAUUCCUUGAAGCGGUCAUGUGUAACAAAGCUUCCAAAAAGGAUUCAUCCGUGAUGCGCAUGUUUUUCUGUUUCAUAGUAGAGACAAUAUAUUGAAACAGACUUUAACGAAUCUGAUUAUACAGCAAAGCCACUAAAACUGAUCAGUAAUCAUGUCACAUGUUUGCAUUUUUAAAACCACCUGUGCUGUGGCAGCAGAAACCAUAGGAACACUGUUGUAACACUCCAUUUUAUAAACGUAAAUAUGCAUACCAUCUAUAGAUAAAGUUCUCAUCUCGUAGAAUGGGAGUUCAGUUAGAUAAUGGGGACAGUAAAACACUUGACAUUCAAGCUGAUUACAAUGCUAUAACUUUGAUAUCUUAGUUGGAAUUUAGUUCUCAGACCCAGUUAAUUUCUUUCUUAGCCACCACAGAUUCAUCAGUGGCUAUAUAAAUGUUGGUCUUCUUCUUUUCAUAGCUAACUGAAAGUUAUAUUCAGUGAUUUAUCUGAACAAGGUUCUUUUCUUGAGUCACGGACCGUUUAUGUUGCUUAACAUGUCAAAACAGACACAACCAGUGAUCUAUGUGAAAGCACACACUUCUAUCAUAACAGCUCACUGCAGUUUUUUUUUGUUUGUUUUUCUGAGGACAAGUUUGCACUACAUAGUUUUAAGAUCAAAUCUACAGACUUUUUAUCCGUUGUCCAGCAAGUUCUCAGCCGCGUGGCAUCUUCUCUGGGUUUUCUAUGUGCCAAGUUGAAGGAAACAAAAAAUCCUUUUAAUUUUUCCCUCUUGUAUUGUUUUUCUAUCUCUUUAUAUAUAACUAUCCCAAUCAUAACUAUUGUAAUGAUUGAAUAAAUAUUCAGAUAAAUAUUUUGCUGAUGCAACCUUGUAUGCAUUCGACAUGGAUGCGGAUUAUUGUACCUAUUGAAAUAAAAAUUAGAUGAGUUUUUUAAAACUCUCGACCAGU